UUUUUUUUUUCCUUUCAAUUAUGAAAACUCCGUUACUCCCAUAUUUUUUAUUUCAGACUAUGGCAUCUCGGUAAGUAUUAUCUAUGAAAAAAAAAAAGAUUAAUCCUUCCUUUUAUUAUUACUAUUAUUAUUGAUUUUUCCUUUCUUUCAUCAUCAUAGCAUAUAUGCUUUUUUAUGUUGUUAUGUUCCAACGUCUGAUUAUUUUAGAGUCAGAUCGUCAUUCACGAUGGAUCAAAUUAGUUGGUCUAUUGUUGAUUGGUGUUCGAUUUGCAGAUUGGCCUUAUGAACUUAUUGCUCAUCAACUCAAUACUGACACAUCAAAUUCUCAGUCUAUCUUUACAGGGGGAAGUUGUUGGGCUCAAUGGCAAUUAGGUGUUCUCAUAGUGAAUUUUAUUGGUGAUGCUGUUGCCAAUAUCUUUCUAAGUGGCAUGUUUGUUCGUCGCCUCUAUAAGCAUAUACGAUCUACACAAUCAAGUGGUACACCUCAAAACAAAAUGAUCUCUUACAUUGCUCGCAAGUCUUUGUUAUGUUUGAUUCUCACAUUUUUUGUCAAUUUGGCUAUGAAUUUACUCAAAGUAACCACUUUCCUUGGAGAAUAUUCUGAUGCGUUUACUGUAUUUUUUGAAUUGGCUGAAUCGACCUUACUUGUUGAAGCGUUACGUGUGGAUGAUCAAUUGAAAGCCACAGUGGGAUGUUCUCAAUGUGGCAAAUCAUCUGGUCGAGUCGAUAGUGGUCGUCAUCCACCACCAUCUCAAAAACGUAGUAUGUUAGCUCCCUUUGGUUCUUUUGAUUUUGUACCCUUGGAAGAACGACAAUCACCUAAUGAUCCUUUUCGAUAUCAACCUAGCAACCAUCCUAUAUCUUCUUCUUCCUCGACUGGACGACGUGUUACUUAUUCUGAUGAUGACACUCUUCGAAUGCGAUCUUCUAUGGAUCCACCUACAACAUCGACUAAAAUGGAUACUACUGGUUAUGUUUCCACCAAGAAUAAUGAUGAUGAUAAUGAUGAUUUUUUGAUGUCACCUACGAAAUUUGCUCAAGCAAGUCCUUUGACAUCACCACCUCCAACACAACUUCAUCAUCAUCAUCAUGAAGCGAACGAUAUCGUACGGCCUUUGGAUACACUAUCAAGUUCUUUGGUUUACCAUCCGGAAUGGAAUAGCAAUGAUUAUAGAACAUUUUGAUAUAUCCCUUUCUUUUAUUUUAUAUCUUUAUUUUAUAUAUUUAUUGUAUUUUAGUCUUAGUUUUACUCUUUCCCAUUAUUAAUAAUUAUAAUAAAAAAAAACCCAACAGAAUCUUACCAAAAAAAAAA
Halteromyces radiatus is the source of this 1312-nucleotide messenger RNA. RefSeq lists its product as uncharacterized. The transcript is spliced from 4 exons. The coding region runs from base 165 to 1184 and encodes 339 amino acids. Lineage: Eukaryota; Fungi; Mucoromycota; Mucoromycetes; Mucorales; Cunninghamellaceae. The record is from RefSeq and is a predicted model, not a curated record.